AUGCCAAUGCCAACUGAGGGCAUACUAGUGGGCGAGGCGACUUACUUCCCGAAAAGCUGGCUGCAGAAGAGAGAUGUACGAGCCGUGAGAAUGGCUGCAUGCCUUAGCCCCGAAGUCACCUGGCCGAAGCUCGAAGCGGGUGAUGUCCAAGGCGUCCGGCGUGUCCUGGUUGAUGGCGGCUCGGAAGCGCGGCCAAGCCACACUUUGACUCUCAAGCCUGGUGGCCACUUUGCGGAGACGCACCCGGUGAGGCGCAACGCCCGACUUAUCAAUAGCUAG
This is a messenger RNA of Colletotrichum graminicola M1.001, 279 nucleotides long. RefSeq lists its product as uncharacterized. The coding region runs from base 1 to 279 and encodes 92 amino acids. The record is from RefSeq and is a predicted model, not a curated record. NCBI's taxonomy places the organism in Eukaryota, Fungi, Ascomycota, Sordariomycetes, Glomerellales, Glomerellaceae. The transcript has 2 exons.